Messenger RNA from Pelobates cultripes (western spadefoot toad), 519 nucleotides. The record is from the annotation of a GenBank genome assembly. NCBI's taxonomy places the organism in Eukaryota, Metazoa, Chordata, Amphibia, Anura, Pelobatidae.
AAAAUGUCCAGUGCAGCAGAUUCAGACGUGCCUCCUUUAAAUCCAGCUAUUUCCCCUCUGGCCUGGAUGCUGGGAACCUGGGUGUCUGAACCAGGUGGGAAAGGAGAGUUUCCAACCAUUACCCCAUUCAACUACAAGGAGGAAGCGGUCAUCUCUCAUGCAGGACAACCGAUGCUGAAUUUCACGUUUUGUUCGUCUAACCCUGAUACUGGGAAAGCAUUACAUAGAGAAUGUGGGUUCAUCCGAAUCAACUCUGGCACCAAUCAAGUGGCAUUUAUUUGUGCUGAGAACAUAGGUGUUGUGGAGAUUGAGGAAGGGGAAGUGGACGGAGAGCAGCUAACUCUGAUGUCACGCUCACUCAGCAGGAUCAGUUUUGCCAAGGAACCUCAUGUCCAGCAGGUUUGCCGCAUGUUCUGUCUGACUGCUGAAGGGAAGCUGGAGCAGACUGUUUCCAUGGCAACAAGUACACAAGCUUUGGCUCCUCACCUACACGUUACAUACAGAAAGUUGUCCUCAUGA